Asparagus officinalis (garden asparagus) is the source of this 863-nucleotide messenger RNA. Its product is annotated as zinc finger HIT domain-containing protein 3-like. The coding region runs from base 197 to 613 and encodes 138 amino acids. The transcript has 8 exons. Gene Ontology annotation, cellular component: nucleus; pre-snoRNP complex. Gene Ontology annotation, biological process: snoRNA localization; maturation of LSU-rRNA from tricistronic rRNA transcript (SSU-rRNA, 5.8S rRNA, LSU-rRNA); box C/D snoRNP assembly. The record is from RefSeq and is a predicted model, not a curated record. Lineage: Eukaryota; Viridiplantae; Streptophyta; Magnoliopsida; Asparagales; Asparagaceae.
UGCUUUGAGCAACCGAGCUCUCUCUCUCUCUCUCUCUCUCUCUGACAUAGCAGGAUUCGAGACAAAAACCCUCGGCUUCCUUCUGAACUUUUCUUUGAUCCCAACCGAGAGGAUUCGAGGCAAAAACCCUCGGCUUCAUUCUCAUCAGCUUUUCUUUGAUCCCGAUUUCAUCAAGGUUUUAUCUAUUUGGUUGAUAAUGGGCUCAAAAAAUUGUGAAGUAUGCAAAGGGGAACAAUCCAAAUACAAGUGCCCCACUUGCUUUAUCCCUUAUUGUUCCAUGGUGUGCUUUAAGAAGCACAAAGAUAUCCCUUGUGAAAAGCCUGUGCCUCCUUCAGAAGAACCACCUAAGCACUCUGACACCUUAAAAGAUAUAACUGAUGAAAGGUUGCAGGAAAUAGACGAUCCAAGUUGUGUUCUCAGCAAAGAACAACUAGAAUCCAUAGUGAAGUCAAGUGAGAUCAGAAGUUUCUUAGCAGAUGUCAACCUACAGAAAAUGAUACAGAAAGUGGACAGCUCCCGAGACCCAGAAAAUGAACUGGAUAAAGCCAUGGGAGAUCAGACAUUUCUCCAAUUUACAGAUAAGGUUCGGUCUAUUAUCAAUCCAGAAGAGUAAGUUCUCUAGCUGAUCGAUAGCCGAUCUUAUUGGUACUACUCAGAGGCAAUAUGAUGAGAGGAUUCUUGAGAACUAUCCGAGUCUUUUGAACAAUCUUUUUCGGCCAUUCGGUAUAGAAAAUUACCCAAUGUAAAAUCUUCAUGAGUUCACUAUUGCAAUGGAUGAAAUUGUUUACCUUAUUUCAUAGGGAGAGAUAAUGAGAAUUAUGUUGUUCCCUCAUCAUAAUCAUCAUUUCCAUGUAUAAGCUUAA